Eimeria maxima is the source of this 393-nucleotide messenger RNA. RefSeq lists its product as hypothetical. The transcript has 4 exons. The coding region runs from base 1 to 393 and encodes 130 amino acids. The record is from RefSeq and is a predicted model, not a curated record. NCBI's taxonomy places the organism in Eukaryota, Apicomplexa, Conoidasida, Eucoccidiorida, Eimeriidae.
AUGGAUGUUGCAGCAGCAGCAGGAAAUCGUUCGUUACGUCGUGGUUUACGUUUGCUGCUGCUGCAAGGGAAGCAGCAGCAGCAGCAGCAGCUAGAUGCAGCAAAUAAAACUAUUGCCUUUAUCUUUGAGAAAGGACCAGUGGUCAUGUGGAUAGCAGCAGCAGAUAAAAGAGCAAAAGAUAAAAGACAAAGUAGAGAAUUAUUAUCUAGUCUACUUUUUUUUCUUAGUCAUUUUGCUUCUCGAUUUGUAAGAGCAGAUAUGGUACAAGAAGACGUCAUGCGUUUUGCUUAUAUUAGCCAAGUACGAAGAAUGUAUCCUACCUAUGAAGUGCCCAAGUCAAGGAUCCUUCAGGACUGCAUUUACCUCAAGGAAAAAAGAUUAUUUUUAUUUUAA